UGGCAUUCCCAGCUCCCAGCAGCAGCAACAGCAACAGCACUGGUAACUCAAGAGAACAGAAAUUCUGAAACUAUACCAAACAAAGACUACAAAAGCUAACUAAAUCAUCUUCAGUCUGAAAGCAUCUUUCUUCACAAUCAUGCAGUGGAACUUCGGUGAUUUCAGCUACACAGGGGGACUUUGUAAAAUAUCUUCAUCCUGAGGCAGUUUGGAAAGUGCAGCUAAUUGGUGCUGUGAACACCAGUCUGAGUGGAGUCUAACGAGUUUAGAGCUCUUUUUGAGGGAAAGCCUUGUUGGAGGAUAGCCUAUCAUCUCUCUUCUCUUUCAGCCUUUCUCUUCAUCCACAUCGUCCCUUGUCCCAGUGCUUUCUUCUGCUAUUUUCUUUCUUCCCUUCUUCUCUAUCCUGCUGUCAGUGCUGCUAUGUGGUGGACGAUACUUGGUGUUUUGAGCUGCGUGCUGCUGCUACUGGUCGUCAUCUUCUUCCUAACCACCGGGCAACGCUACAAGGUGUUCAGCGAAAAGUGCGUGAGGCCACCGGGACCCUUGGUGACUGACAGCAGGCAGAGGGAUGACCGGCUGAAGAGAGGGUUCAGAGCGGACCGUGUUCCCCCGGCUCUGGAUGCAGUGGUGAUUGGCAGCGGUGUGGGAGGUCUGACAGCCGCAGCGCUUCUGUCCAAAGCUGGGAAGAGGGUCGUAGUUCUGGAGCAACAUGAUCAGGCUGGAGGCUGCACACACACCUUUCAGAAUAAAGGAUUUGAGUUUGAUGUGGGUAUCCAUUACCUGGGCCAGCUCCAUGAGAACAGCAUGCUGAGGAUCGCUCUGGACCAGAUCACAGAGGGACAGUUGCAGUUCACACGGCUGGAGCAGCACUUUGACACACUGAUCCUGGGUCAGAAUGGCCAGCGCAGGGAGUACCAUAUCCAUGCAGGAAAGACUGAGAUGGCAGACAGCCUGAAGAAACAGUUCCCAGGAGAGGAGGAGGCCAUUGAUGAGUUCAUGAGAUUGAUGAAGCUAUCCGCACGGCGGACACCACUUAUUGCCACCUUGAAGAUCAUCCCCUAUUGGCUGGUUAAGCUCUUGGUUCGAACUGGCCUACUCGAUUGCAUAUCUUCAGUGUUUCGUCUGGCAUCAACCAGCCAUUCAGAAAUAAUGUCCCACCUCACACAGAACAAGGACCUGCAGGCACUGUCGGCCUACCUGUUCUAUGGUGUCCCUCCUAAAGAGUCCAGUUUUCUCAUCAAUGCUCUCCUUCUUCACCACUACAAACGUGGUGCAUACUACCCACGGGGGGGCGCUAGUGAGUUUGCCUUUCAUAUCAUCCCUGUGAUCCAACAAGCAGGCGGUGCGGUGCUGGUCAGGGCUCCUGUUCAACGUGUCCUGAUCAACGGACAAGGGAAGGCCUAUGGUGUGACAGUGCUUAAAGGUCAAGAAGAGAUUGAGAUCCAUGCCCCUGUUGUCAUUUCCAAUGCUGGAAUCUUUAACACCUUCCAGAAGUUUCUGCCUCAGCCCGUACAGGACAAACCAGAGAUUCAGUCACUGUUGGGUUCGGUUCGUCAUGGUAUGGGUUCCUUCCUGGUCUUUGUUGGUCUGGAUGGAACCAAAGAAGAGCUUGGCAUCGUUUCCACAAACUUCUGGAUGUAUAAAGAUAAUAACUUGGACUCACUAAUGGAGCGUUACUCUUCUCUGAGCCGAGAAGAAGUUUUGGGGAACAUCCCCAUGAUGUUCAUCACCUUCCCAUCUGCUAAAGAUCCGACAGCCAGCAUGAGACAUCCAGGUAAGUCCUGUAUGACGUUGCUGACCAUGGCUCGCUUUGAGUGGUUUGAGGAAUGGCAGGGGACAAAGCUUGGCAAGAGGGGAACUGACUAUCUGGAUAUGAAGAACAGCAUGGCCAAGGAGCUGCUGGACUGGGCACUUACAAUCUUCCCUCAGUUACGAGACAAGGUGGUGAUGGUAGAUGCAGCCACUCCUCUAACUAAUGUCCACUAUUUGGGCGCUCCAAGAGGUGAGAUGUACGGUGCUGAACACAACUUGGAGCGCUUUAACCCAGACACUGUUGCUAGGACACGACCACAGACACCCAUCAGUGGACUCUACCUAACAGGUCAGGACGUGUUCUGUAACGGCAUGGCUGGAGCGCUGCAUGGCGGACUGCUCUGUGCCUCGGCCGUCCUCAAUCAGAUCCUCUACAUUGACCUUCUUGCUCUGAAGACCCGCAUUAAAAACAAACGGACCAAUCCUUUAAUGAGCUGGUAGCGAUGGAGCUGCACUAGAGGGUGAAUUCAUGUCAACAAUGGAUCAAAUUCUCAUAUCGUGUUUACACAGCAUACCUUGAACUUGUAGCCCUUUGGAGUUUUGGGCUAUUUUGACUUUUCAUACUUAAAAAAAUGUUUACCAUGGUAUAAUUUUUUCCAGCACAAACUCACCUAUAUGACAAAAAAUAUAAUAUAUAAUAAUAAUAUAUAAUAUAUAAUAAUAAUAAUAUACCUAUAUGACUUACUGGAUCAACAUUUUUAACCCCACCCAAAAAAAACAUUAAAUUAGAUCAGAACACAAUAUUGUUCAGUGAAGAAUUUCAAAUGUUGCUCAGGUAAAAUGAGAAUAAUAUCUAGUUCUAUAUUUUUAUACUAUAUAUAUUUGACCUUGUCUCCGGUUUUAUUCGGCCUAUCAUCAUUACACAAAAACUGGCAUGGAGUUUCAGGCCAGUACUUUAGAGGGAAGUUGAAGGCAGGGCUUGAUGUUUCUUCAUUUUUACAUUGUGACAUCAUGAGAAAGUCAUGCCACCGGUGCUUUUGUUGACUCCAGAGAGUUUUAAACAUACUUUACUCUGGCAAGGCAGCUUUAUAGCACAUUUCAACAGUGUGCUCAAACUCAGCCCUUUUACGCAGUUUCUGUUAUAAUUUUUAAGAUAACCUUUUUAGUUUUCCAUUCAACACGGUAUUCUCAUUUUACCAUUGGAUCUUGAAAAGAACCAGCAACCCAUCCAACAAACAAGUCUUCGGUACUGAAGCAAGCAAGCAGAACACUGACUAGAGCAGGAUUGACAUAAAAAUAUCGUAUAAUAAAAUAUAAGUUUCCUCAAAUGGGCACAUCACUAAGCUAAGGUUUAACAAUCCAAUUUAGCUUGAUUUAAGGGUGCAGGAGACAGAGCCGAGGAUGAACUUCAGCAUGUGAAGACAGUGAAGCACAGAAAUACGAAAGUGAAACUGAUUUAAGAUUUAAAGAAAAAGACGAAGGGGACUGAUAUGGAACAGAGUCAGAUAAGGAAACAUGAAUAAAUUCUAAGAAAGUAGAAAAACAGGAAAGGUUUAGAAUAUAGUUUAACAUGCACAAUGUAAACCCUUUGAGUUUCAAAACUAUAAAAUGAAGAAAACUACACAACUAUAUUGAAAUCCACUAUUGCCCUGGUUCAGAACAUCAUACUUUAUUGCUCUUGGCUAUAAUAUGUUUGGAUCAGCUGUAAUGGAUAAUAAAUGAAUGAAUGAAUGAAUGAAUGAAUGAAUGCUCAUGACAUGCUUGUUGUUGCACAAGGCUGUUAGCUUUUCUAUAUCCAGAGAACCCAAAUGAACAUAAUAAAAACAGUGCAUCAAAUUCAGAAUCAGUGUAAAAAAAUAAGUAAAGUUUGAGCAUUGAAUAUGCAACAGUUUAAAAAAAGUUGUGAGGCAGUUUUCAACUGAAUUUAUGUCAUUUUACAAUAAUUUUCGUGUUUUGACAUUGAAAUGCUCUGCUGUCUACAGACACAAUGGUGAGAGAAAGGUUGGGUUUUUGUGACAGCAGUGGCAGUUAUACCUUGACAUUAAUGGAUUUCUGCUAUCAGUUAGUCAACAGGCCAUGAACGGUUUGAUUAAAGAAUUCUUAC
Centropristis striata (black sea bass) is the source of this 3856-nucleotide messenger RNA. Its product is annotated as all-trans-retinol 13,14-reductase-like. Gene Ontology annotation, molecular function: oxidoreductase activity. The record is from RefSeq and is a predicted model, not a curated record. The transcript is spliced from 14 exons. NCBI's taxonomy places the organism in Eukaryota, Metazoa, Chordata, Actinopteri, Perciformes, Serranidae. Bases 421 to 2253 code for a protein of 610 amino acids.